Molecule: messenger RNA, 691 nt
Organism: Myzus persicae (green peach aphid)
Lineage: Eukaryota; Metazoa; Arthropoda; Insecta; Hemiptera; Aphididae
Exons: 3
Coding region: 44-640 (198 amino acids)
Source: RefSeq, a predicted model, not a curated record
CAUAGUGUUACCUAUUAAAGUAAGCAGCUGAUUAAAUUGUAUAAUGAUUUAUAAUAAUAAUAUAAUGUUUUUUUGUAGGAUGGACAAUAUAAAACAAUAUGUCAUUGUUCAAAGUUUUAAUGAUAUUGUAUCAGUAAUACCACAAACCUGGCUUUUAAGUACAAAUGUUCCAUCAAUCGGGGAAGUCUGUGAAUGGCAUUGGCCUUUAGAAUCACCAAUUCUAAAAUCUGAACAUUAUGUUAAUGUUGAAAAUGAUUGGACUAAAAAAGUUGGACGAGUCUUAAACUUUGCUGAUUCCUGUAUAAAGGCCAAUUUUAUAGCGACUAUAGAACAUUUAAAACUAUACAAAUAUGUCAUUGUAGAGUUUCUUAAUGAACAAUCUGCCGAAGUUGUUCCGUGUAAAUGGAUUAUUUUUAAUGACAUCCUUCAACAAUUUAUUUGUCAGUGGCCUGGAAGUGGAAAUAUUUCAAAAUAUGUCAUAGCCCAAAAACAGCCUCUUGUAACUUGGGAAGUGUACGAUUGUAUACCUCGAAAGUUUUAUGAAACGUACAAUGAAGCAAAAUCAAAACUAUCUUCAUUUUGCGACACAAGCACUACUGAAUUGGAGGAUACUCAUAGAAAACGUAGGUAUUCCAAAUAAGAAUUUCAAUUCUGGUUCAGAAUAAUUGUCAAAUGUGGCCCCAAAACGUAA